UGGUGUUUUCGGUUCAAUGUGUACAUGCAUGCACCUAUACAAAACAUACAUAAGUGUGUAUGGUAGAUUUAUAUAUUAACGGACGUUGAGAAGCCGCACCCCUUAGAGUAAAUGCCGGAAACGUUGCAUGUGAGGAAAGAGCGAUAAGGUGAUUAUUGCCAUCAUCCAGCAAACUUCAAUCCAGUGACUGAUCAUGGCCCACGCAUCAGAACCAGGUAUGGAUACCUCAGCUCGCGCCACCAUCGACGACAGAAGGAGAAUCAAACCAUUUUACGAGCUACUCACCAAUCUGGGGAAUGAACUACUCAACUGUGAGCUCGCAGAGGCUCAAAUCAUGUGCAGAGGACAAGGAGUGCCGGAAGAGAAACUCCACACACAACAACCUUUGGAACUACUUCGGACCCUUGAUGACAUGGGAAUCAUCGGAGAAGACAACACAGACUUUCUCAAGCAGUUACUUCACGCAGCAGGAUGCUUAGAGGGCAAAGAAUAUGUGGAAGUGUACGAACAAGAGAGGAGCAAACAUCUUAAAGACGUUGAAAUCCUCCUCGGCAGAAAAGAUCAAUUUUUCGUCGGACGUACCAAAUACGUCAGUAAAAUUCUCGACGUUUUCCAUGAUACGAAUAAUGUCAAAUGUCGAUGUGUUUUGGUCUACGGACUGGCUGGUACGGGAAAGACGAAGCUGGCAGUGGAAAGUUGCGCCAUCUACAAGGGGCAGCAGAAGAAAUCAGCCACUAGGCUUUAUCGUGUAAACCUUCGUAAAGCUACAAAGGCGGAAGAGGUUUGGCUGUGGACCCUAAAUAGCGUGGCGGGAAGGCAAGUCACACAGAGUCAGUUCAACAUGCCGCUGGUGAAGGACUGGAUAAAGAAAUGUUGCCAAGAUACUAUCAUUCUAUUGGACAACGCUGACGAUAUAAUCAGACCCUCUUCUACCAGCAGAGACCAUUUCAUCAACACAAUAACCGACAUUCUAGACUUGAACAACGCGUUCGUUAAAAUCCUCAUGACGUCACGGCAUCCUGUGGAUGUCCAUUGUCUUAAAGAUUUGCCAAACUUCCUCGAGCUGAAGCUUGAGCCACUGCAGGUUCACGACUCCAUCUACUUGCUGAGGAAGAUGGUAGACCAGGCUCAGAGUUCCUCCGGGAUAGCUGUUGCCGGUGGGGACAGCACCAGAGAUGACACGCCAUUGUUUGAGAUUGCUAAGCUGUGUGGGAACAACCCGCAGGCCCUGCGUGCCUUAGCGAGCCGCCUCAGCAGCGGGUUCCAACCAGAUAAACUCAUAGAGCAUCUGAAGAUACCAGCACUGAUCCCUAAAGUCCUGGAUCCUGGAUCUCUAGCAGCCAGUACAGCUGUCCAGGAUGAGAGAAAGGACUUCGAGGAUCAACCGAUGGUCCUGAGUGCUCUGAGUAUCACUUACGAGGAACUUCCACAGCAUCUCAAGGAGGUACUGUUGAAAUUAUCCGUGCUCCCGACCUCCUUCAGCUUACAACAAGGAGCCAUGAUUCUGGGAAGAGAUAAACCAGACGAGGUGAAGUAUGACCUGGAGGAUUUGAGGAAGUGGUGUCUUAUAGAUAAAGAGAACUUUGAUGACUUCGACUGUGGAGUAAACGAUGACGACACAUACUACUACAUACAUCCCCUGGUAAGAUCCACUUGUUUGACCAAGUUAAAGUCAAGUAAGCUUUACGAAGUCGCGUACGAAGACGCUGUGCGUCGCUUCUUCGUGUACAUCAAUGAUCGGCUCAAACAGUUAACGGAGCUUGGUCAUAAAGACUUCUCCCGCGCCCUGUCAAAGUUUCAGUUGGAAAAGACGAACGUUUUCCACUACUUGGAACUCGACAUGGGUAACAAGUUCGGUUGUAAGGUGAAUGAGACUGAACAGACAACCGUCAACCCUACACCUCUUCCUGACACCAGGGAGGGUCUCUACAGCAUCUUCGAAACCUUCUUGGAGCCAUCAAAACGCUUGGAGUAUUAUCAGAAUCGUAGCAGAGUAAUGCUGAGCAGAAAGGAAAUCGAAGGUUGGGCUUACCUACAAGGAUGGGUCGCUGAUGAGCUUGUUGUUAAGGCUAAAUACGACGACGCUUGGGAGACGGUUGAAGAGCCUCUAAAGAUUCUCCAGGUCAGAGAAACCGAGAGUGGCAUCACGAAUGACUUAGAAAGGGCCAGAGCUCAGCUUAUGUACGUCAAGGGCCGUGUCCUAGUCGGACGACGUGAAUACAGCAAAGCCUUUGAGGUACUGAAGCAGGCAUUAUCGAUGCAGCAACGUAUCUUGGGGAAUCACUCCGUCACAGCUCGUUGCCUGAAUGCUCUCGGUCAUGCCUACUACAACAAGGCCGAUGAAGGGUUUCUAUCCAGCGGAGUGGACGAGGCUCACGAGUAUCACAAGAAAGCAUGGGAGAUGCUGGUCAAGGUAACCGAUGGCAAACCAGAGAAGCAUUUUGACGCACCUAUGUAUCUGCUCAAUAUUGGCGCCAGUUACCAUCAGAUGGGGAAGAAGAAUCUACUGUUGCGUAAGGGGAAAGCUAAGAAGUUCUUUGAGUUGGCGAUCGCCAACUACAACGAAGCUUACGAGCUUGCAAGAGCCCUAAGAUUGACCAACUCGUCCAACAGUGCCUUCAUUCUGAAGAAUAUGGCGAUGAGCCACUGUGAGAUGGAGGAUUAUGAGAAAGCCUUGCCGCUGGCUAUCCAUGCAGCUGAAAUAAGGGAGAAGUCGAUAGGUAUCCACCCCACUACUGCACGCAACCUGUACUUCAUUGGUUCACUCUACGACAGCCUGGGCGAUAAAUACAUCAAGAAAGACAAGAAAACAUCUGACCAACACUUCACAGACGCCUUAGAAUACUACAACAAAGCACUCAAGAUGGAGAUGCAGUUGGGACCAAGGGGUCAUAGUAUCGAGUAUGAGGAUCUCAAGACGGACCUGCAAAGUUUGCUCAAGAAACGCCAAGGAGACAAGACGGAGCUUGAGACAUACCAAAGAAUAUUUCAUGACGCUGAUAAGAGUGCAAUGUCACCGGAAGAGGUGACCUUGACCUUUGACUCUUUACCGGAUGUUGCAAGGCAGUCAGCAAGAGGUCAACACGAGCCACAAGACGACGAUGACAUGGAUGUCAAUGAGGCAGACGACAAUUCAGGAGCGACAAGACGAAGAGCGCCAGCACCAGUUUUCAUGCAAGAGACUGCGAGUAAAAAGAGGCGCUGCAACAUACAAUAGAUGUUCGAAGAUCGUGAAUUACGCCAGAGAUCUGCCGUUGAGCACACGUCCAUAAUCACCUUUGACCUCGCAUCGAUGAUAUUCAUGGUUCUGGAGAUUUGCAGUUAAAACUGAUUUACAUGUGUAUACAUAACCAGCCUCGAAUUUACCCACAGCACGUGCCGUUGAAAAGUUCUAACACAAAUUUAAAUUUUCCUCAUAUAGAAGUGCCCCUACCAGAGGAAAAUUGCUGUGCCCCUUCAAGAGAGAAACUCAAUGCAUGCAUAAUAAAGACAAUACCUUGUCAUUGCGGAUAAAGACAGAAGGUACACCUUUAUCAUGCUGCGUCCAUCUUGGUCAUGUUCCUCGUUUCGAAUGCAUGCUAGUAAUCAUCUUGCAAUUAGGAACCAGACUAUUCUGUUCUUCAAGCCUCGAAAUUCAAGAUGGCUGCACCGUGGUAAAGGUCUAUAGUGUUGUGUGCACGUUUCCAUUAUUUGAGGGAGUCAGUGAGGGCGCCCUGCAAGGGGUCUAUAAAUAACCAGCGUUCUCAUUCUGAACUGAUGAGCGCUCCCUAUAUAUAAAUAGUUUUUCAUUGAAAAACAAUGUGUACAAUUAUAAUUAUCUUUGAAAUAUGAGGAUGGAGUGAAAAAUAUGCUUCAAUUAAGAGAGUCUUGCUGUGCAAUAACUUAUUUUUAGAUGCCGAGGAAUUUAGCUGUUGUUUGUAUAUUGCUGAUAACAUUUGAGUUGCUGAUUAUUAUUAUUAUCGUUAUUUUUAUUUUAUUUUUUUAGAUUUAAUUGGUCUGUUAUAUUAAUCGGUGGGUUAUUAUACCAUCAUUGUUCUUGUCCUUUGUUUUAUGUUGUUGCGAUGAUGGCUUUGGGGUUUUUGCGCAAGCCGCUGUAUGUAAGCCCUAUAAAAAAAGUAGUUUUUAUCAUAUUUGUUUUGAUAUUAUUUUUUUCCAAGACGUGUCUCAGUACUACUAUUCAUCUCAUUAUCAUUUAUUUAUUAAGACAAUUGAUAAUAAUGUAAAUAUUUUACGUAAUUCUUUGUAACCCUGUAAAAUGUUAUCAAAUGUAACUAUUUUUGCCUUUAUACCAUCGGUUUUUUGGUAGGUAAGUUGUUCGCAACAGGCAAUUCUUUUUACUCAAAUAUUACUCUGAACAAAGAUCAUUGACUUUUUUAGGGAGUCCGCCAAUACACUUUGGUAGGGCACCGGAACGUUAAUCCAGAGGUCGUUGGUUCAAAUCAAAUCCACUCCAGUAAAUUUUGACUUAGUUCGAACAACAAGUAUUACACUUUAAAACCUUUUACUGUUUGACCAUUCAAAAACAUCCACAUGGCUUAGAAUAAAAUGUCAUUACAGCCUGCAACAAUGACAUCAUCAUGGCGUUUGCGUAAUACAUCAAUUUGCAUUUAUAUUUUUAAUUAGAAAUUGAACUCGGGAAAGUCCCGAGUAUACACAUCGGUGUAUAAAGGGAACCCAAAUAAAUAUUCUUUAUCCCCGAUGCAAAUUUAACAAAUAUUAUAAGCUUUACAGCAGAACUGAAUGCUACGAACAGAUGAUCUUAUGGGCACAAUUUUAUGGAAUUUUGGAUGAACUUUUUCGCUGAGAAGGUGGACAAAACAUUGACCAUUGUGAAUAAUAAUAUGAGAAAACAUUGAAAUGAAAGAGAAGAUUCUUGCUUGCGUGCAAACUGUGGUUGAAUAGUUUGUUAUAUGAAAACUUGUUUGAACCUUUAUUUGUAAAUUAUUGAUAUAAUAUUUUAACUUAUGGAGAAGGUUUUUUGUCAAUAAUAAUUUUUAAAGCUUUUGUCAGAAAAAGUGAUGUAUGCUAUUCAGUAGUGUUCUACUUUGAAUGAUCAAAAACAUAAUCUAUCUGGUUAAAGGCAAUCGAUUGGUCAUAGUGAGUGAAAAAUAUGGUGGUCGGAUUCGGCAUUUUCCAUUAAAAUAAACAGUCAUAAAUAGUACUAAAAUUUCAAUAACGCUAUUAAAGCAGUUUAUUGCUAAGUUUUGGUGUGUUAUCUACUCAGUCGUUACAAUAUUCAAACUAAAAUAAAUUAUAUUAUACCCAGAUUUUAACUCGUAAAAACUGUA
This is a messenger RNA of Asterias rubens (European starfish), 5288 nucleotides long. RefSeq lists its product as uncharacterized. Bases 194 to 3217 code for a protein of 1007 amino acids. Gene Ontology annotation, biological process: regulation of apoptotic process. Gene Ontology annotation, molecular function: protein binding. The transcript has 10 exons. NCBI's taxonomy places the organism in Eukaryota, Metazoa, Echinodermata, Asteroidea, Forcipulatida, Asteriidae. The record is from RefSeq and is a predicted model, not a curated record.